UGUUGGUGGCCUGUACCCAGAGCUGCAGCAGACAGGCCAUGAGGGCCCAGAGCAGCCCUACAAUUAAACGGGGAACAUCGAGAAGCAAGCCAUGUCUUUAAACUACAUCAAAAACUUCUACGAAGGAUGCCUCAGGCCUCCUACAGUGAUAGGCCAGUUCCACACCUUGUUCUUCGGCUCCGUGCGGAUGUUCUUCCUGGGCGUCCUUGGCUUCGCCGUCUAUGGGAAUGAGGCGCUGCACUUCAGCUGCGACCCUGACCGCCGAGAACUCAACCUUUACUGCUACAACCAGUUUAGGCCCAUAACACCGCAGGUCUUCUGGGCAUUACAGCUGGUAACAGUCCUGGUUCCUGGAGCAGUAUUCCACCUUUAUGCCGCCUGUAAGAACAUAGACCAGGAGGAGAUCCUCGAGCGACCUAUCUACACAGUCUUCUACAUCAUUUCUGUUCUCCUGCGCAUCAUUUUGGAAGUCAUCGCCUUCUGGCUACAAAGUCAUCUCUUUGGCUUUCAGGUUCACCCACUGUACAUGUGUGAUGCCAGUGCUUUGGAAAAGGCUUUUAAUGUGACAAAGUGCAUGGUACCUGAACACUUUGAGAAAACCAUCUUCCUCAGUGCCAUGUACACCUUCACCGUAAUCACCAUACUUCUCUGUAUUGCCGAGAUAUUUGAAAUACUCUGCCGACGGCUGGGCUAUCUCAACAAUCAGUGACACAAGUGCACAGAUAAAAUGACUUGUGGUAAACCUGUCUGACACCUUAUCUGCCAGUUAUACCGGGCUCCUGCCGGCUACGGCUGAACCUUUAUAAAACAGGGAGCGAACAGAAGACCAAAACCUCACCUGUGGUCAAUCGUGAGUAAGUGGCACUAAGAAAUUUGAGACAGUCCAACAAUGUUAGAGCUGGCAAGUCUGAAAUAACCUCCAGAGUUUAACCAUAACUAUAGAGUGAUGAUCCCUGGUUGUAUAUCAGAUAUCAGUGGGUCUGUACUGGUUGUGUCCAAAGGUGUUGUGUGGACAAUAGUUACCUCUUACUGAACACUUGGGGAUGGACUAGAAAGACUUUUGGUUUUCUUUUUUUUCCUACACAACAUGACUGAAGGACAGACUUCAUGGUGCUACUAAAAACUCUUUCCAGAUGGAUUACAGCCCAAUGUCAAACACCUCAAAGGCCCGUAACAAUCUUUUCUUGGAGUUGUACCUCAGAUCUGACUAUACAGAAGAAACCCCAGAAGCAUUAGCUGCACACAUUUUUCUAAAGGGCCUAGCAUGCACUAAAUGCAUCAUGGUUUAUCGAGCCAACUUGAUGCAUCCUCUGUGGACUCUGUUCACUUAUGGAGUGCCAACCUAAACAGUUCUUCUUACGGUGCAAAAAGAUCUGACUGGAAGGCGUAAGGUCUUCAUGUAAUGUAACUGUUAACAAUGCAAUUAACUAAAGAGCUAGUCACAUUAUUCUGUAUAAAGUGCAGAUGAACAUAACUGUCUAGCUUGCCUUUCAGGUGCCGACCACCAAACGUGACAGGCACAUCGCAGAGCUGGCCACAGAUUGUCACUCAUGCCAUGCAUAAGAAACUGUCAUCCAGUAACUUUAGCCAUGGGCGAGUGAAUUGCAGGUGCCAUUGCUUCUGACACUUGUAUGUGUGACAGUUAUUGCUUCCAAUGUGUGUCUGAUGUUGCUCAAGGUCUGUUUUGACCUUCACUUCAAUCAACACAAGCGCCACAACUUUGUUGUCAUUUCAUAUAAGAUGGUAGUUCUUAAACAACUUGAUCAUCAAGCUCAUGUGCCGGUUGAGCCUAAACAUAUGCUUGAGUUUACCUCAGUGAGAUUAAAAGGCAUCUUCAGACCACCGAUGCUUCUUACCAAAGAUGCCAUUGCUAAAAUGGUUGCUAUGUAGUGUUUUACUCUUCAAGGUAAAGAUCUGCCCAAAGAUGCAACUUAUUAUGAAAUGGGUUUGAUGCAAUG
This is a messenger RNA of Neolamprologus brichardi, 1958 nucleotides long. It is a transcript of the gene gje1a, whose product is annotated as gap junction protein epsilon 1a. Gene Ontology annotation, cellular component: connexin complex. The record is from RefSeq and is a predicted model, not a curated record. Gene Ontology annotation, biological process: cell-cell signaling. Lineage: Eukaryota; Metazoa; Chordata; Actinopteri; Cichliformes; Cichlidae. Gene Ontology annotation, molecular function: gap junction channel activity.